This is a messenger RNA of Engraulis encrasicolus (European anchovy), 1878 nucleotides long. It is a transcript of the gene dab1a, whose product is annotated as DAB adaptor protein 1a. Gene Ontology annotation, biological process: lateral motor column neuron migration; ventral spinal cord development. The coding region runs from base 53 to 1780 and encodes 575 amino acids. Gene Ontology annotation, cellular component: cytoplasm. The transcript has 13 exons. Lineage: Eukaryota; Metazoa; Chordata; Actinopteri; Clupeiformes; Engraulidae. The record is from RefSeq and is a predicted model, not a curated record.
UGUGCUCCGUGCACUGGAUCUGCUUUGAAGAGGACCAAGGGGACUCAGUAGGAUGUCAACAGAGGCCGAGCUCCAACCGGCUGCCAGAACCAGCGUCAGAAAGGAAUCCAAGAGGAGAGGGCAUGACUGUAGUGAGGCGGGCCUGAUCAGGCGCUUCAAGGGGGAUGGCGUGCGCUACAAGGCCAAGCUGAUCGGCAUAGAUGACGUCACCGCAGCACGAGGGGACAAGCUGUGCCAGGACUCCAUGAUGAAGAUGAAGGGACUUGCGGCCGGGGCUCGCUCGAAAGGAGAACACAAGCAGAAAGUCUUUCUCACCGUCUCCUUCGGCGGAAUCAAGAUCUUCGACGAGAAGUCAGGGGUUCUUCAGCAUCACCAUGCGGUGCAUGAGAUUUCGUACAUCGCCAAGGACACUACUGACCACCGAGCCUUCGGCUACGUAUGUGGGAAGGAGGGCAACCAUCGGUUUGUGGCCAUUAAAACCGCCCAGUCGGCGGAGCCGGUCAUCCUUGACCUGCGCGACCUCUUCCAGCUGAUCUACGAGAUAAAGCAGCGGGAGGAGAUGGAGAAGAAGGCGCAGAAGGACAAACAGUGUGAACAGGCUGUUUACCAGACCAUUCUGGAGGAGGACGUGGAAGACCCGGUGUACCAGUACAUUGUGUUUGAGGCGGGACACGAGCCCAUCCGUGACCAAUCAGAAGAGAGCAUUUAUCAGGUUCCAACCAGCCAGCAAAAGGAGGGGGUCUAUGAUGUUCCUAAGCGACACCCAAAUAUCAACCAGUUAGAGCUUUUCGGAGACAUGUCCACCCCUCCAGACAUCACCUCCCCUUCGACGCCGGCCUCUCCAGCCAACACGUUGGACCCCUCGCUGGCCCUCCAGCCCCCCUCGGAACUCUUCGCCCCCUUCAACCCCGCGUCUGUGCCCUCAGGUUACGUCACGAUGGGAGCCGUGCCCCCGGGUCACUGGGCGCAGCAGCCGUUCGGGGCCCAGACCCCGCUGGCGUUCGGCGUGCAGUCGCCGGUGGGGGCGGUGGCGCAGGUCUUGCCCGGCGGGCAGCAGGUGAUCUGGGCGGGCCAGGCGGCGGGCCUCUUCUCCCCCGCCACGCAGCAGCAGUGGGCGGCCAUGGCGGCGGGCGCCUUCCCCCCCGGGGCCUUCGUGCCCGCGCAGACGGUGGGGCCGCUGCCGGCCGCCAUGUUCCAGACGCUGGCCACUCCGGUCGCCGCCAUGCCCCCAUGCGACGCGCCGCCCGUGCCCGGCCCCUCGGGGGUGUCGGGGGCCAUGGGCGGCGGCCCGUGCGCGUCGUCGUCCGUGGCGUCUAGCCCGCAGCACGCGGGCGGCAGCGCCGACCCCACGCGGCAGAAGAUGAGCAAGGAGAUGUUCAAGGAUUUCCAGAUGGGGAAGCCGGGCGGGCCUGGGGUUAUGUUGCCGCCGCGGAAGGGGGGAGCAGCCGGCGGGGGCGAACAGCCCAGCCUGGCGUGCACCACGGACGCUUUCAGCAGCUACUUCAGCCGCGUAGGCAUGGCGCAGGACACGGACGACUGUGACGACUUUGACAUCUCGCAGAUGAACCUCACGCCCGUCACCUCCACCACGCCCUCCACCAACUCACCGCCCACCCCAGCGCCUCGGCAGAGCUCUCCCUCCAAGUCCUCGGCGUCUCACGGCAGCGAUCCCCCCACCGACGACUCGUUUGGGGAAGGGGACGGCAGCCCCAGUCGGAGUGGAGAGGAAGACGCUGGGAAGGAUCCUCUCUACGCCCAGAUUAAAAAAGGACAGAAGUGAAGGGGGAAUAUUGGGACACACACUGCACAGAUCUGAAACAGCACUCGGGAGAGGAGAAGAGAGGAGAGGAAAGGAGAGGAGAAGAAAGAAGAAGAGAG